AUGAAGGGCCUUGUGUUGGUUACUGGUGGUACCGGCUUCGUGGGGUCGCACAUCAUCCAGCAUGCCCUUGCUGCUGGCUAUCCCGUUCGAGCCGUGACUCGUCCAGGUAAGGCUUCGGCUAUAUACGCUAUGAAUCCUAAUGCGUCAGGCUUGGAGGCUGUUGAGGUGACCGACCUGGCGGACGGCGACUUCACCGACGCUUUGAAGGGAGUCGAAGCUGUUAUUCAUUGCGCCGCCCCAAGCUUUGCGGACCCGACCACACCAUCUAUGGUAGUGUGGAGGGGUGCGUAUGAUGGCACCGUUAAUCUUAUCGAGCAGUCCUUGAAAGCGGGAAUCAAGAAAUUUAUCUAUACUGGGACAUUUAUGAAUCUAUUUGGAGAUAACGGCAAAUCCGCUUUUGGUUCUGAGUCCGUUGGACCCAACGAUUGGAACAUGAUCAAACAAGAACAAGUUCACAUGAAGGACGACAAUCCUGCCGGUCCCGUUGCUGCGUAUCUCGGCGCCAAAGUGAUUGCUGAGCGCAAGAUGUGGGAAUUUGCUGAGGCCAACCCUCAGGUGGAUUUUACCUCAGUGAUCCCGAGCGGCAUCUACGGCCCUUUUGCUGAUAAUUUCCCGAGGCCGAGCAACGUCCCCGGAUUGAGUAGCAAUCAGUUCAUCUACAUGCUUCUCCACGGUGGCCCUGAGGGCCCCAAUACGUACCCCCCCAUCUUCGUGGGGCAUACGGUUGAUGUGCGCGAUGUUGCGAAAGUCCAUAUCCUGGCCCUCAGCGCGGACCCGCUUCCUAAUAAGCAGCAAAAGCGUUUUCUCUUAUCCGAGGGAGUCCACACAUGGCCUGAGGUGGCCGAUAUGGUACGCAAGAGGAGACCUGAGCUCGCGUCGCGUAUGCCGAAGGACGAUGCUACCCCUCCGGUACAGACGAAUGCGCCGCUGGACACGUCCCUGGUUAAAAAGGUUCUUGGCUUUGAGUAUCGCCCGUGGGAAGAGAUGUUCCUUACUGGUCUUGACGAAUGUCUUAAAUGGGACGCCAGCAGUAUUUAA
Trichoderma gamsii is the source of this 1038-nucleotide messenger RNA. RefSeq names its product NAD dependent epimerase/dehydratase. The transcript has 6 exons. The record is from RefSeq and is a predicted model, not a curated record. The coding region runs from base 1 to 1038 and encodes 345 amino acids. NCBI's taxonomy places the organism in Eukaryota, Fungi, Ascomycota, Sordariomycetes, Hypocreales, Hypocreaceae. Gene Ontology annotation, molecular function: oxidoreductase activity, acting on the CH-OH group of donors, NAD or NADP as acceptor.